AUGAUUUCUAAGUCUAUCAUUAUCUAUACAGCGGUUCGGAUAAUAUUCCAGGUUGUGAUCCUGGUAGCGCUAGUGGUCGCCGUCACCGCUGACCACCACGCGUUCUCCUCGCAACACGUGCACAAACACGACGGACACCAUGAGGAAGUGUCUCACGGACACGGUCACCAUCACCAUCAUGACUAUUACACUCAUCCUAAAUAUGACUUCGAGUACAAAGUAGAGGACCAUCACACUGGCGACCACAAGAGCCAGCACGAGGAGCGCGACGGCGACGUGGUGAAGGGCUACUACGAGCUGAAGGAACCUGACGGUCACAUCAGACACGUGCACUACCACGCCGAUAAGCACUCAGGUUUCCAUGCGGACGUGAAGCACAGUACACACCACAUCUAUCACCAUCAUCAUUAAUCUGAUAAUAAAUAUUGUUAUUACU
Messenger RNA from Manduca sexta (tobacco hornworm), 436 nucleotides. RefSeq lists its product as uncharacterized. Bases 1 to 411 code for a protein of 136 amino acids. NCBI's taxonomy places the organism in Eukaryota, Metazoa, Arthropoda, Insecta, Lepidoptera, Sphingidae. The record is from RefSeq and is a predicted model, not a curated record. Gene Ontology annotation, cellular component: extracellular matrix. The transcript has 4 exons.